AUGCCUUCAAGAGAAGCAAAAGUUUACCUUGAAGCAAAGUUGAAGAAAAAGCAACAAGAAAAUAAAGAAAAAACAUGUUUUGAUUGCGGACGGGAAGGACAUGCCCAUAAGGGCUCAUACUUGUGUCCAGAAUAUAAUGCCAAGAAGCGAAAGUCCGGAAAAGACGACUACGAAACAAAGCAAGCUAAAGAUAAAGGCAAAAAGAGAAGGCUAGAAGCAAAAAAAAAAAAAGCAUCGCCAUCGAAUACUGUCAUAUGCAAGCACUGUGGUCUAAGUGGUCACUCAAAAGCUUCCUUUGCUUGCCAACAACAUAUUACUACUAAAGCGGAGCUCCUUCGAACAAACUAUUCAGAUAAGUAUGAGCUUUACGCUCAGAAGCUGCCCCUUGUAACCUACGUGGACGGUGUUUUUGAUGCUGAGCGCAGUAUCUUACGGAAAGAGCAUGAAGGAUUCCAGCAAAAAGUGAUUGAGCUGUGCAGAUUUAUACGGGACGUCACAACCAGAGCACAGCUUUUCAUGAAUCACUACAUUAUUAAGAACCGUAAUUUAACUGUUCAGGAAUACAUUUAUGAACAAAACUUUUGGUACUGCAUCUGUUAUAGUGAUGCUAUGGCGGCUGCAUGGGAGAGUAUAGCAACCACUUACAUGAACCACAUGGUGGAAAACUUCACUAAACGUAUCAGAUAUUACUUGUAUUGGGCAUUGAAGCCUACUUUCCAGGAAACAAAGAACAAUAUGAUUUACGGACUCAUUGAUUCAUAUUGCCUUCUUAAAAUUUUGAAUGAUAUGGAUACUUGUAAAUGGUUGGAAGAUGUUGAUAUAACAAACAGCACCAUCAACAUUUCUACCACCUUUGGCGUUCAUGCUGCAGUUGAUCGAAACGAAAGCCCUUACCGCUGGUCCGAAUGA
This is a messenger RNA of Mycotypha africana, 909 nucleotides long. RefSeq lists its product as uncharacterized. NCBI's taxonomy places the organism in Eukaryota, Fungi, Mucoromycota, Mucoromycetes, Mucorales, Mycotyphaceae. The transcript has 6 exons. The record is from RefSeq and is a predicted model, not a curated record. The coding region runs from base 1 to 909 and encodes 302 amino acids.